This is a messenger RNA of Paramecium octaurelia, 645 nucleotides long. NCBI's taxonomy places the organism in Eukaryota, Ciliophora, Oligohymenophorea, Peniculida, Parameciidae. The record is from the annotation of a GenBank genome assembly.
AUGAAAUAACUUAAAAUAAAUAAUCAAUACUUUACACAAAAGAGAAUUUCGUAAGGAUCAUUUGGCGUCGUUAUGUAAGGGUAUGAUUAAAGGAAUGGUAAAAUGGUGGCCAUAAAAAUAGAAAGACCGGAAAAUGAACAUCUGCAUUCAUUAGAUCGAGAGGUGGAAAUUUUAUCAAGGUUAUAAAAUAUUAAGGGAAUACCAAAAUUACUGUAUUAUGGAACUUAGGAGAACUAUAAUACAAUAGUGAUGGAAUUGCUUUAAAAAGACAUGUCCUCCAUACUAAAGCAAAGGAAAAAAAUUAGUUUAAAGUCUAUACUUUAAAUCACAAUUUAGCUACUAUCAAUUCUCGAAGAAAUACAUAAAUAGGGUGUGCUGCAUAGAGAUUUGAAACCUGAAAAUAUAAUGUUGGAUGAAUAGAAUGCUAUUUAUCUAAUAGAUUUUGGGAUAAGUAAAAUAUUUUAACGAAAAAAUGGAGACCUAAUGUAAAUAUAAUCAUUUAAGACAAGUCCUUUUAAGGAGAAGGUGCCUUUUGUUGGGACUGCUCGCUAUGCAUCUAUUGCAGCUCACAAAGGACAAGAAUUAAGUCGAAAGGAUGAUAUCNUGAAAUAAUUAGGGAUUUAAAUUUUAUUUAAAUAUUGCUGA